This is a messenger RNA of Penaeus vannamei (Pacific white shrimp), 937 nucleotides long. Lineage: Eukaryota; Metazoa; Arthropoda; Malacostraca; Decapoda; Penaeidae. The record is from RefSeq and is a predicted model, not a curated record.
GGCGAGUCGUGACGUCACAGUUUGUUUGGAGUUUUGUGUCAUGGCGAUGCAAGCUCUUGUGUGGAAGGAAAUUAUCUGAAUUUUCAAGUGAAGAGAAAGCUAACCGAAAACCAAAAUGUUGCGUCGGGGUGGGAAGCGCAUCCGUAUGGAUGAGCCACCACCAGAGUAUGAUGCACCACCCAUGACCCCAAUGACACCAGCAUCAGAACUGCAGGAACCUUAUACACCUUAUACCCCUUACACUCCAGCUGCUGAGACUCCUCUUCACCACCCUGAUUACCAGAUGGGCUACAACCAGUCCUAUGAUCAGCCAGUCCAUCACCAACCCCCACAGACACCUCAGCAGCAGCAUAUUUAUGGUCACCAGGAAUACGAUCAGCAACAGCAGCAGCAGCAGCAACAACAACAACAACAACAACAAGCCUACCAGCAACAGCAGCAGCAAAAUGUUUAUCAAAACAUGUAUGAACAACAGCCCCCCCAGACUCCAACACCUCAUUAUCAGCAGCAACAUACUCCUCAGGCACAUGUGGAGCCGGAGCCAGAGCCAGAGCCAGAAAUGGAGCCUGAAGAGCAGGAUGAGGACAUGGACCAUGAUGCAGAGUCUGACAUAGAUGCCCAUGAAGAAGAGGACCAGCAGCCAGCCCAGAAUUAUGAGCCAAUCCCCAGGUUGACAAUUUCCAUCCGAGGGAGAGGCAGAGGUCGUGGAAGAGGCAGAAUUGCUACCAUUAAAAAGAUUGGAGAUCAGAUUGUUGGAGAGCCUCCACGCAAGAGAGGAAGGCCUGGCAGAAAGCCUAUUACUGAGGUCAUGGCUGAAGAUGAGCAGUCACUGUAUUUCAUUGUGAGAAAUGGGAGAACAGCCUUAGCGGUAUGUAUUGCUUGUCCAUCCUGUUGUAUCUAUAUCUGUAUUUGGCUGAGAUGAUUUUUGUAGUGUAGU